AUGACACUUCAUACAAUGAACAAAACAAGUAGGAAAAAUUCAAUCAGAGUUGACCAAGAACAAACUAGGAAAACAACCAUAAUUAAACAACCCCUUAAGCAAGGGGGCCCUCGGCCGUACCGGAGAUGGUUACUCGUGGACGAGGGAAGCUUGCACCAGCGCGAAAAGCUCCGGUCUUCUGGAGAGAAAGCAAGCGAGGGCGUGCAGAGCGGCGCCGGACGUGAUGCCUAGCCUGGUGCAAGCGGCCAGGGAUACGUCGACCGUAUGCCAGCAAGCAUUUCGACAUCGUAGGUGGAAUUGCAGCAGCAUCGAGCGUGCGCCAGAUUACACGCCUGAAUUACUUACCGGGACCAGAGAACAAGCAUUCGUGUACGCAAUGUCAGCCGCAGCUGCAGUUUGGAGAUUAGCGAGAGGAUGCGCUCUGGGCAGUCUGGCGGCAUGUUCCUGCGCCACUCCACCACGUAGGGAGCCACUGUCACCGUCCGCCUUGAUUUCACCUUCGUCCUUCACCGCGACACCGGUCUCCUUCGGCACGCUUUCCGCGAGGAACUCGUUCAAAUGGGGUGGCUGCGGUGACGACGUUCGAUCUGCGUCCAGGAUGGCCAAAAGGUUCCUUCAAGGUGCUACACCCCCUGGCACCGGUGCAACCGCCAAGUUCAUGCACGCUGUUAACAUGCACAACAAUCGAGCGGGUCGAAGGGCAGUGGAACAAUCCUUGACCCUGGAAUGCAAAUGCCACGGAGUUUCCGGAUCGUGCAGCGUACGUACCUGUUGGAGAGGUCUUGGCUCUUCGGGGCCAGCGGCCGCAGGAAGUCGAUUGCUGCGCAGAUACGCAACUGCGGCGGAAGUUCGUCCGAGAUCAGGAGGCAGGUUACCACCCUUGUAUCAUCACGAUAAUCUUCUGUACACCACGAAAAGCCCAGACUACUGUCUUCCUGACAAAAAGAGAGGAAGCCUUGGAACUGUUGGCAGGUAAAUCAUAACUUCCUUCUCCUUUAUUUGCUUAGCUAAUAUCGCUGGAACCGGUUUUCUGUAGUAACGGUUUACGUUUAGCGAUUGUUUCGACGGAUGACAGAUAAUUUCAUUGUUACUUUACGCCAAUCAGGUGCAAGAAAUUGUUAGAUGAAAGAGUAAAAUGCACAUUAAUAUUAUUAUGGUUAUACUAAAAAAUAGGUAUGAUGAAAUUACUAAGCAGAGUUUUAUUAUUAUUAUUCACAACUAUUAUUCGAACGAUUUCAAGUGAAUAUUUAUGUAAAAUAAUUGUUCGAAUAUAUAUACAGGUAUUACUACGUAACUUCAUCACUUUGUCUUUCUUAUUUUUGCAGAUAUGAAGAAAUUUUGUUAACAAAAAUUGCUUAG
Messenger RNA from Heterotrigona itama, 1359 nucleotides. NCBI's taxonomy places the organism in Eukaryota, Metazoa, Arthropoda, Insecta, Hymenoptera, Apidae. The record is from the annotation of a GenBank genome assembly.